Messenger RNA from Medicago truncatula (barrel medic), 1378 nucleotides. Its product is annotated as probable enoyl-CoA hydratase 2, mitochondrial. Lineage: Eukaryota; Viridiplantae; Streptophyta; Magnoliopsida; Fabales; Fabaceae. Bases 132 to 1034 code for a protein of 300 amino acids. Gene Ontology annotation, cellular component: mitochondrion. Gene Ontology annotation, biological process: fatty acid beta-oxidation. Gene Ontology annotation, molecular function: catalytic activity. The record is from RefSeq and is a predicted model, not a curated record. The transcript is spliced from 8 exons.
UCUAUGUGUAGCAGUGUAGAGGAUUAUUUGCAGCAAAAGGAUCAAAACACACACACACACAUUUAGUUCUUGUCCGAAAAAGCAUUGAAGAAGUGAGCUUCAACUCAAUUGAUAUCAAACAAAACAAUAAAAUGUGUGCUUUGAGAGUGUUGAACAGAUUAUCGAACACAACCUCCUACUUCAAAACUUGGAAACCCUAUCAUCAGCACCAUACCCAUAGGACACUUAUCUUGGACUCUUCAGCUUCUCAAUUUGUAAAGCUUCACAAUCUCACUGGCUCAGAUUCCGGGAUUAUCGAGGUUAGCUUGGACAGGCCUGAAGCUAAAAAUGCUAUAGGGAAAGAGAUGCUGCGUGGUUUAAGUAAUGUGUUUGAAUUGAUUAAUCAGAACUCUAAUGCUAAUGUUGCUUUGAUCCGCAGUUUAGUUCCCGGGGUGUUUUGUGCUGGGGCUGAUCUAAAGGAGCGCAGGAUCAUGGAUCUAUCCGAGGCUAAGUUUUUUGUGAAUUCUCUUCGUUCCACAUUGACAUUUCUAGAGGCAAUUCGUGUACCAACUAUUGCUGUUAUGGAAGGAGUGGCUCUUGGUGGUGGACUUGAAAUGGCUUUGGCAUGUGAUAUUCGAAUAUGUGGAGCAAAUGCUUUGAUGGGUUUGCCAGAGACAGGACUUGCUAUAAUCCCUGGGGCAGGUGGAACACAGCGACUACCUAGAUUGGUAGGAAAAGCAGUAGCAAAGGAUAUUAUUUUUACUGGUCGAAAGAUUAAUGGCAUCGAGGCGCUGUCGAUGGGUCUUGUCAAUUACUGUGUUGCUGCUGGUGAAGCUCAUUCCAAGGCACUUGAAAUUGCUCGGGAUAUCAAUCAAAAGGGCCCUGUAGCAGUAAGGAUGGCUAAAAGAGCUAUUAACGAGGGAGUGGAGACCGAUCUAACAUCAGCUUUGGUUUUGGAAGAAGAUUGCUAUGAUCAGGUGUUGAAUACCAAAGAUCGACUGGAAGGCUUGGCUGCAUUUGCUGAAAAGCGGAAACCAAGGUUCACUGGCGAGUGAAAGGAAUAUUUGGCUAAUUAUCUGUCUGUCUAUGUUGCUAGAGAGCAAUGUCUAUCAUGUAAUGAUUGAAGUGAUGUAUAGAAGCUUGAGGCAACUUAGAUGAGAAACUGUCACCACUCUUUGCCUCUACAAUCAUGCGACUUGAGACACUAUUCCCAAGGCUUUGUGCUUUUUCUCAUAUUUUAUAUGACCAAUGUAAAGAUUCAAAAUUUUAUUUCUCUUGUCUUCUGAUGGUUUUGAAAUAUUACUAAGGAUAUGUACAGGCAAUAAUUAAUCUGUCUUGUAACUAUAGUAUACACUUGUGAUUCAACUUAAAAUUAAAGUCCAUUUGGAUGAUUAAGCAA